Molecule: messenger RNA, 724 nt
Organism: Epinephelus moara (kelp grouper)
Lineage: Eukaryota; Metazoa; Chordata; Actinopteri; Perciformes; Serranidae
Product: protein LEG1 homolog
Exons: 5
Coding region: 59-724 (221 amino acids)
Source: RefSeq, a predicted model, not a curated record
CAGAACAGUAUAAAAGCCUUGUGACUCCAUCCCUUGGUGCAGUCGCAGCUCCUCAGCCAUGAUGUGUGCAGUGGUCCUCGGCCUCCUCUUGGCAUGCGCAGUGUCUCUUAGCAGCUCUGCUCCAGUCCUAGACAAUGGCAUGCCCCUCAUGUGGUCGCAAACGGUCGACCAAGUGUCUGCCCUGCCGAAACAGAAUGACGUGGUGACCCCCGACCCGUGGACAUUCGUUAACCGAAUGAGCCUUUACCGGCUGUUGAUCGCUGCCACAGACCCGUAUAUGGGAUGCAUGGGGACAAACGCCACAGACAGUCCAGUGUGGGGACUGCCACUGCAGCUUGCAUGGAUGAAAACCUCAGGGCGUCUCGCUGAUCCAACCGGUGCUACGACCUGCGGCCUGGAAACUGGAGAUGCUUCGUGUAUUUCUCCUCAGAGCUGGUGGUCCUGUGUGAACUACUUUGUGUCUGCUCUGCCCUUCCUGUCUGCUGCACAGCAAGGCCUGAUGGGAGCAGAUGUCCAGGUCACGAUGCAGGUACCUGAAGGCGUCGAAGGCUAUUGCACUACAUAUACCGAGUGUGCAGCGAGCUACCCUGACGCCAUGACCAAGUGGGACGCCUUUUUCCAGAGAGCAUCCAAACACAGAGAUGGUCCGGAGACAUGGUUCAUCUGUCCAUUAGAGUAUAAUGGACUCAUAUCAGACUCAGCCAUCUUGGCCAGAGCCACAUAA